UCAUAACCUCAAUUAAAGUUGAAAAUAACUUUUAGAAAAUAGCAUAAAAUUCAGCAAAAAUAUGAAUUAUCGUGCUUGGAGGAGUUGUAAAUUGAUUCACAUACUUUCUCUGCAUUCUCCUGCACGUAAUUUAUCGAGUGUCAGUGGAAGCGUCUCGAGUUACUGCCUGAAUUCUGUGAAAAAUCACGACUAUGAGAACUUCCUGGCACUUCUGCUGCUAGACAAUUCGCUGAUGCAGAAAGCCUUCUGCAUCAGGGCGUUCAAUGUGGAAGUGGCACGAGUGAAUGAUCAGGUUUCUGAGGCAAAAAUAGGUGAAAUGAGACUGAAAUUCUGGGAGGACACAAUUGAUAAGAUCUUCAGUCCUGAGGAUGUCCCUAUUCCGGAACAUCCCAUAGCCAAGGCGCUGAAAAACACCACAAUGGAGUGCAAAUUAUCAAAAAUGUACUUCCAACGCCUGGUCAAGUCCAGACGAAGACUGGGAAAUGUGUCCUUUCUCACGGUGAAAGAAAUGGAGGAUUACGCUGAGCAGACAAACUCCAGCAUUUACUACCUAAUCCUGGAGGCUGCUGGUGUGAAGAAUCUCCACGCGGAUCACGCGGCAUCUCACUUGGGCAAGGCGCAGGGAAUCAGCAAUAUAAUUCGCUCUUUGCCACAUCAGCGACGCAAUGCCAUCAUCCCAAUUCCUCAGGAGACUCUGCUGAAGCACGGCGUGAGUCAGGAGAGGAUCUAUCGCGACCAGGAGAGUGAUAAGGGUGUGGAAAACUGUGUCUUCGAGAUUGCAACAGUGGCUCAUCAGCAUCUUGAGAAAGCUCGUUCGAUGAAAGAUCAAAUUCCUCGGGAUUGUCUGCCAAUUCUUCUUCCGGGAAUUGCAAUUGAUCGAUACUUGGAGCGCUUGAGGAGAGCACAUUUUCACCCCUCGGUAGAAAUGCUGCGGAAGAGGGACAAUCUUCUGCCUAUUUCACUCAAGUGGAAUCGAAUGCGCUCUAAAUUCUAAGAGCGUUUGUGGCAAAAUAUCUAAUUGUGAACAUAAAGUGAAUAAAAUAGUCUGUCAGUGACAUAAUUGGAAAAUUGUAUUAAGGAUUAAUAAGUUGACUGA
Molecule: messenger RNA, 1096 nt
Organism: Phlebotomus argentipes
Lineage: Eukaryota; Metazoa; Arthropoda; Insecta; Diptera; Psychodidae
Gene: sicily
Product: NADH dehydrogenase (ubiquinone) complex I, assembly factor 6 homolog
Exons: 2
Coding region: 62-994 (310 amino acids)
Biological process (GO): mitochondrial respiratory chain complex I assembly; biosynthetic process
Cellular component (GO): mitochondrion
Source: RefSeq, a predicted model, not a curated record